This is a messenger RNA of Funneliformis geosporum, 368 nucleotides long. The record is from the annotation of a GenBank genome assembly. Lineage: Eukaryota; Fungi; Glomeromycota; Glomeromycetes; Glomerales; Glomeraceae.
AUUUAGGAUAUGAGGUUCUAAUCAUGUUACAUCUUGCAGAUGAUAGUCUAGAAUGUGUUAUUUGGAUGGAGGAUGAUCACAGGAAUUUCAUAACUUUCAUACCUCCACAUGUUGAUCCUCCUAUUAAUUGGUAUGGUUUCAAUUGUCACGGUAACGGUCAAAAGAACAGAAUUGCAACCUUGAAUACAUUAGAUAAUUCUACGACAUAUUGGGUUCAUGCUGGUUUAAAUGAUUGGAAAUACACAGAAAGAAUCCGUGGUGGAUAUAAUGAAAAUAAGUGUUUCGAUUUACAUGGUGUUACCUCAUUCAAAUGGUAUUUUGAAGAAAAUGAUUACAAUUAUUGCAAAAGCGUAAGAGAUGGGAAUUAA